Hansenula anomala is the source of this 1941-nucleotide messenger RNA. It is a transcript of the gene PET112, whose product is annotated as glutamyl-tRNA(Gln) amidotransferase subunit PET112. Gene Ontology annotation, molecular function: glutaminyl-tRNA synthase (glutamine-hydrolyzing) activity. Gene Ontology annotation, biological process: mitochondrial translation; glutaminyl-tRNAGln biosynthesis via transamidation. Bases 421 to 1941 code for a protein of 506 amino acids. The record is from RefSeq and is a predicted model, not a curated record. The transcript has a single exon. Lineage: Eukaryota; Fungi; Ascomycota; Saccharomycetes; Phaffomycetales; Wickerhamomycetaceae.
AUCUCUAUUGUUAGAUCCAUCUCUUUGGGUUGAUGGCUCAAUAGAUAAUCCUCAACAGCAGUGGUACAUUUAUACAUUAUCCCAUUGACAGCAUUGAUGAUAUCGUCGAUUAACGCGAUCGGUGGGAAUCCUAGGUGUUCAGUGAGGAGCUCGGUGGUGCGAGCAUCUGGAGCAGACAUUAUGAAUUUCUUGGUUUAUUUGGUGACUAUUCUUUUCAACUGUUUUCAAAUACUUUUCAAUUGUUUUCACUUUUUUGUUUAUAAAUUCAAAAUGUAAACAAAAAAAAGGAUUCGCGAAACAUCGCGAAAUGUCGCGAAUUCGUUUUCUGUUUUGUUUUGAUCAUCAUAAAAAUUUGGUUAAAAGCUUGAAAUUUAGAAACCCAUUCAUUUUUAUACCAAACCCACCACUAUUUCUUUGAAAAUGCUUCGAUGCUAUAGAUCAUUCUCCACUUCUGGGAUAAUACGGAAGAAAUACCAAUUAACCCCAGGUUUUGACUUGAAAUGUGGGCUAGAAAUUCAUUCUCAACUAGAUACAACCCAUAAACUAUUCUCAUUAUCUAAAACUUCAUUCCAAUCCUCUCCAAACUCCAAAAUCUCAUAUUUUGAUGCCUCAUUACCUGGUACACAACCCACUUUAAAUCCAGAACCUUUAUUAUUUGCCUUGAAAGCUGCCAAGGCACUCAAUUCAGACAUCAAUACCAACUCAACAUUUGAUAGAAAGCAUUAUUUCUAUGGUGAUCAACCAAUGGGGUACCAAAUAACUCAACAUUAUCAACCAUAUGCUAAAAACGGAUUCUUGAAGUUAUUACCUCAUGAUGGUGUACAGAAGGAGAAAAUUAUAAAUAUUGAACAAAUUCAAAUUGAACAAGAUACAGGGAAAUCGGUAUAUACUGAAUUUGAUAAUCAAGCAUUCUCUAAAAUUGAUUUAAACAGAACAAAUACUCCAUUGAUUGAAUUAGUUACGAAGCCUGAUUUCACAAAUCCAGAAGAAAUUAGAAUUUUCAUCAAAAAAUUUCAAAAUUUAGUUAGACAUUUAAAGAUUUGUACAGGUGAUUUAGAAACAGGUGCAAUGAGAGUUGAUGUUAAUAUAUCAAUAAAUAAUGGACAUCGUGUGGAAUUGAAGAAUUUAUCCACCACGAGUGCAGUGAUUCAAGCUGUUAAGUAUGAAUAUCAAAGACAAAUAGAUUUAGUUAAAUCUGGAGAAUCAGUUGUUCAAGAGACAAGAGGUUGGAAUGGUGCUAAGACUGUUAGGUUAAGAACUAAAGAAGCAGCUUUAGAUUAUAGAUAUAUGCCAGAUCCUGAAUUAGCUUCCAUCUGUUUGGAAGAUGAUAUUGAAACCAAACUAGUUUUACCAAAAUUACCAGAUGCCCUAUUGGAUGAAUUAAGAAAUGAUCCUUAUAAUCUAAGUGUUAAAGAUGCAACUAUUCUAACACAUGAUUUACAACUACUAGAUUAUUAUUUUGCGUUAUUUGGGAAGACCGUUUUGGGUGAUGUCUCAGUGGAGAGUAAAUUACCAGGGAAUUGGUUAAUUCAUGAAUUAUUAGGUGGGUUCACUAAAUUAAAUCUACCUUUUGAUCAAAAUUUAAUACCAGUUGAUAAAUUAAGUGAAUUAUUAAUUGCAAUCCAAUUGGAAAAAAUUACAAAAUCAAGUGCAAAACUAUUAUUACAACAUUUAAUGAAUAAUCCUCAAGAUCUAGAAACACCAAUCUUGAAUUUAAUUCAAGAAUUUGAUUUAGGAAAACAAGAUACUGUUGAUUUAAAUGAAAUUGAUACAAUAGUACAAGAUGUGAUGACUCAACAUGAGAAUAUUGUUCAAGAUUUACAAAAUGGGAAAAAAUUGAAUUCAAUCAAAUUUUUGAUUGGACAAUGUAUGAGACAAAGUCAAGGAAAGAUAAAGCCAAAUAUCUUUGAAAAUAGAUUAAAAGAGAUAAUAGGAAUAUAA